Pelmatolapia mariae (spotted tilapia) is the source of this 1383-nucleotide messenger RNA. Its product is annotated as lactosylceramide alpha-2,3-sialyltransferase-like. NCBI's taxonomy places the organism in Eukaryota, Metazoa, Chordata, Actinopteri, Cichliformes, Cichlidae. Gene Ontology annotation, molecular function: lactosylceramide alpha-2,3-sialyltransferase activity. The record is from RefSeq and is a predicted model, not a curated record.
UUCAGAGCACAGAUGUAAUAGUGUGAAUUUCUCUCUGCAGCUACCAGCCUCAGACUCACCACAGCCUGAGAAGGCUGCAGGUAAAUGUCAGCGCUGUGUGGUCAUGGGAAACGGAGGCAUUCUCAAAGGCUUGGAGCUUGGCCCACUGAUUGACCGCUUUGACACCAUUAUCAGGUUAAACCGAGGUCCACUGGGGAAGUUCAGCACUGACGUUGGGAAUCGAACCACCAUCAGGAUGAGUUACCCGGAGGGCACGCCUCUUAGCUGGCCUGACACAGACCCAGACACUCUGUUUGUGACGGUGGUGUAUAAAAGCGGAGACAUCAGCUGGACCUCUGCUAUGAUCAACAAGCUCUCUGUGCCUCUGUGGGAUUGGUUCUUUUUCUGGCAGAAGGUUCCAGAUAGAAUCCCUCUCAAAGCCAGUAAGUUCAGACUUCUAAACCCACAUGUGAUCAGAGAGACUGCACUGGACCUCCUGAAAUAUCCUCUUCCCAGGCCACGCCUGUGGGGUGGGCUGACUCUAGCUAGCAUGCUGUGUGACGAGGUCAGCCUGGCAGGCUUUGGCUACAACCUCUCCCAGCACGGGGCGCCACUGCACUACUAUGACCAGCUGCCUAUGAGCGCCAUGCUGGAGCAGAGCAUGCACAACGUGAACAGAGAGACUGAGCUCUUGCAAAGACUGGUUAGAGAGGGAACCAUCACUGACCUGACAGGGGGGAUCCACUGCUCCUACUGCCACAGCUGACCCACCACAGCCUUCUAGUGCAGAGCGCUUCCUUUUUGUGGUGUGAACAUUUUCAUAUCCUCUCUGAGGCACUGAACAGAAGUCAAGCAAGAGUUACAGGAUAUUUUUAACAAAACGCUUUAUGAACCACAGUCUUAUGUCUUUGCUCACACACACGUUGUAAUAACUGAUUCUCAUCAGCAAUGCAUCAGGAGCUUCUCAAUAUUUGAGUUAUUUUUAGUUGUGGAACACGACCAGUAAGUUGUAAACAGUGUUAUUCGGUAUCAUGGUUGUCGUGAUUGUUCUGAUGUAAGUUAUAAUUAUGUUUGUACAGCAGUAAAUUAUCAGUGGAACAAAAUGAAUCUGUAUUCAGUUGCACAGAUUGGACCAAGGUGUCUUCAGCUGAAGCUGUUUUUUAACAGAUUCACUUCAUUGUGAUAUUGAAACAGUCUGCUUUGCUGCUCUUCCCAAGUGGCUGAUCUUUGAUAUCUGUGGUGAAAAUAAAAUAUGAUUUAUAAUUUUAUUUUUAUUAUUUCUACAUCGUUGUAGUUUUAUUUGACUUGCACUUUUUCAUGUUAACAUCCAAUUUCCUGAUCUGAAUUUUCAUGUGUCGCAGCCAUGUGAGCAUCCUGUGUCGGUCUUCAUUAAUAAAGUCCAAG